CUUCGGCUCCGGACGCCGUUGGCUAGGGUGUCCUCCGUAUUCUAGGGCAGGCAAACGGCCUCUCUCGCCCCGCGUCCGUCCAUGUGGAACCACAGGCGGAGAUCCGGUUUCCAGCCGGUCGCGAAGAGACGAACACUUCUGGGCGUUGGAGCGCCCGGCGAAGACACGCUGGGGCGGGUGCGGGGGUGCUGAAGGUUUCUUCCGGGGUCUCCGGCGGCUCUCUUCCGGGGCCGGUGUCCAGAGGUGGGCAGCGUUCGCGUGGCGGCGCGGCCGGGCUGGUCCCGGUCGCGAAGAGCGGGGAGAUGAAGGCGAAGGCCCCGACUUCCGAGCGCGCCCCGAGCCUCCCCGUGGCCCAGCAGGUCAAGGAGCUCACUCGGAAGAAAAACAAGAAGAGGUUCAGGAAGCCCAAAGCGCAACAAGGUCUUAGCCGGGCUCCGGGAAGCCACCCCAGAGCCGUGGCGGGGCGACCUCCAAAGGCUCCGGAGGACUUUUCUCAGAAUUGGAAGGCCCUACAAGAGCUGCUGAAACAAAAAUCACAGGCCCCAGAAAAACCUGUUGUCUCUCAGACAGAUCUCAGAAAGCAGCCCAAAAUUAUCUCGCAGAAUCGAAAAGAGAUCUCAGCUAAACCAACGGGAGCUAAGAUAGUGACAGAAAGAGACCAGCAGACCAGGGGAUCUUUUACUGCCCCAUCUAAGGGGAGCAGGAGGUUGCCAGUACCUCCCACAACAGCCAAUGGAGCAGAGCAUAAGAAAGGAGCCAAGAAGAGGACACAUAGUGACAUUUCUUCUCAACAAGGAGAUGGCAAAGAUGAGUGGAAAGCUAAGAAGGCAGUUGUGGCCGUGGCACCAUCUGUACCCACUGAGAAAGACAUCUGGUUUGAUGAUGUGGACCCCUUAGAUAUUGAGGCUGCCAUAGGCCCCGAGGCAGCCAGGCUGGCACGGAAACAGCUGGGGCUGAGCGAAAGCAGCAUCUCCCUGGUGAAGGAGCAGGCCUUUGAUGGACUGACGAAAGCCUUGGCCCUGGAUUGUGAGAUGGUGGGCGUGGGCCCCAAGGGGGAGGAGAGCAUCGCAGCCCGCGUGUCCAUCGUGAACCAGUAUGGGAAGUGUGUCUAUGACAAGUACAUCAAGCCAACUGAGCACGUGACAGACUACAGGACAGCCGUCAGUGGGAUACGGCCUGAGAACCUCAAGCAGGGAGAAGAAUUUGAAGUUGUGAAGAGGGAGGUGGCAGAAAUGCUGAAGGGCAGAAUUCUGGUGGGGCACGCACUGCGCAAUGAUUUAAAGGUACUGUUUCUUGAUCAUCCAAAGAGGAAAAUCAGGGACACACAGAAAUAUAAGCCUUUUAAGACUCAAGUUAAGAGUGGAAGACCUUCUCUGAAACUGCUUUCUGAAAAGAUUCUGGGGAUCAGGGUUCAGCAGGCAGAGCAUUGUUCGGUCCAGGAUGCCCAGGCAGCAAUGAGGCUCUACAUCAUGGUGAAGCGGCAAUGGGAGAGCAUCGCUGGAGACCGGCGCCCUCCAGCCACCACCCGAAAUAACUGUAGUGAGCAUGCUUGACACCCCUACUGCUGCCGCCGCCGCCGCCACUUCUGCCCUCGCCCUCCUCUGUGGUGAUGCCUUAGUCUGGUGGCAGGUGGACUGGGUCCUGGAGGCCAGCCAAGACUCCAAAGCCAGGACUCUGGAGAACAACGCUACUACAAGCCGGUGGUAUGCAAGCUGCUGGAACUUCUCCCCACUCUGGGCUCUGCCACCAGGGCCUGGUCCUGCUGUACCUGUGUGUUAGGGCAGACUGGGGAGGAGCUCAGGUGUGUGUUGUAGGUGCAGAGGGAGGUGGGCAGCAGAGAUGGCCAUACCUGGUGAUUUGCUGAGCACCAUCCUCCAAGAUGCUGCUUUUCCUCUUGUGGAUGAGCAGGGAAGCUCUGCUGAAUGUAAGGGACCCAGGCCACAUGCCUGCAGUCAGCUACUGAUAGAUCUGCCAGUAUGGCAGCUGCCUCACUGGGGACUUUCCCUAAAGCUGUUGGGACUUGGAGGACCCCCUUUGCGGGGAGUAGGAGAGCAGUCCUUUCUAAUUCUUGUGUACCUAUUUGGCCCAGAGUUGGCUGAGACCAACAUCCACUACAGGCUUCUCCCCACAAUCCAGGAUGAGACUCAGGGCCACAGGCCUCUUGGAGGUCCAGGACCUCUACUGACCUGGAGCACUGGGCAGAAAAGCCAUGAGCUCCAGACCCUCUGGGCCUGGAACCAAUGCAGUGUGGCCAGUCCUACUGACUAGUGAGCAAAGACCAUGCUCUACAGAGCACCUGGAGCUGUGGGGCAGGUGCUCCCACAUAGCACCUUACACGAAGGCAGACUUGCUUUAAUGGAGCUGAGGGGCAGGGUAUGGCUUGAGCACAACACUUACUAGCAUGGGCAAGGGCCUCAGUUCCAUCCCUAGCACUGUAAAAAAUAAAUGUCUAAGUGGAGCUUGU
Molecule: messenger RNA, 2464 nt
Organism: Jaculus jaculus (lesser Egyptian jerboa)
Lineage: Eukaryota; Metazoa; Chordata; Mammalia; Rodentia; Dipodidae
Gene: Rexo4
Product: REX4 homolog, 3'-5' exonuclease
Exons: 8
Coding region: 303-1553 (416 amino acids)
Biological process (GO): rRNA processing; DNA catabolic process
Cellular component (GO): nucleus
Molecular function (GO): nucleic acid binding; 3'-5' exonuclease activity
Source: RefSeq, a predicted model, not a curated record